Messenger RNA from Kwoniella botswanensis, 3888 nucleotides. RefSeq lists its product as uncharacterized. The transcript is spliced from 20 exons. Gene Ontology annotation, biological process: phosphatidylinositol dephosphorylation. The coding region runs from base 1 to 3888 and encodes 1295 amino acids. NCBI's taxonomy places the organism in Eukaryota, Fungi, Basidiomycota, Tremellomycetes, Tremellales, Cryptococcaceae. The record is from RefSeq and is a predicted model, not a curated record. Gene Ontology annotation, cellular component: cytoplasm; membrane. Gene Ontology annotation, molecular function: phosphatidylinositol-4,5-bisphosphate 5-phosphatase activity; phosphatidylinositol-3,5-bisphosphate 5-phosphatase activity.
AUGCCCGCAACCCUCUACCUCCGUCCAUCUCCACGAGCGUUCUUCCUCCUGACCGAAACGCACGCUCUGAUCUUCCGUCAGCCAGAUGCGUCAGAGACAAAAGCCUCCAAAAGUGUUGUGGUGGCUGAAUUCUUACCGAUAGAAGAGGUCGAUACGAGGGGUUUGGUAAAGGCUUGUAGGGGCAGAAGUGUGGAGGGUGUAUUGGGUGUGACGAGUGUGCCGAGUGAUCGAUCACCCAUCCCAGAGAUAUUCCUCCUCCUCGUUUCUCACUCCACAUCUCUACCAUCUCUGCUACCCUCUUCAUCGGCGAUCAAACCCCAGAAAGUGAUCGGAGUAGAAUUCCAUUCUCUGACAUCCUCAUUCUGGGAUUCCCCCGAGUUACUUUCCGCCUCCGCCUCCGCACAACAACAAGCUUUGGGCUAUGACGAAUUCGACUAUGAUGACCCUAUACCUUCUGGACCAUCGUAUACCUCCGGGGGAUCAACGAUGUCUCAAGCUCAGCAAAUGGGAUUGGAAAAUCCAUGUAAUGGGAUGCGAAAAUAUCUAGAGUCUGGAUCGUUCUUCUAUGCUGAUGGUGUAUCAUGGGAUAUAUCAAAGCGAUUAGACGAAUCAAAUUGGAUCUUAUCAUCCAUUGGUUCCUCUCAGGAUCAUCCAUUGGAGAAUUUCGAUGAGAGAUUUAUAUGGAAUUCAUCACUUCUUCAGCCAUUCCUAAACUUCCGCUUGAACCUACCUCACGAUCAAAGAAGGGAGUUGGACGAUCAAGCAUUGUUGAUACCUAUAAUCCAAGGAUUUAUCAAUUCCUUACCUAUAUCUACAGGAUAUUCGUCAUCGACCGGUAAACAUGAAGUAGCGAGUCUAGGGUUGAUAUCGAGAUUAAGUUGGAAAAGAGCAGGAGCGAGAUUUAGAACAAGAGGAAUAGAUGAUAAUGGACAAGUAGCGAAUUUCGUAGAGACGGAAUUGGUACUGGCGACGGAAAGUACCUUGAUGAGUUAUAGUCAGGUUAGGGGUAGUGUUCCCCUGUUUUGGGAACAACCUAGUCAGGGAUUGGGGACGCUACAGCAGAAGGUUGAACUGACCAGGCCCCCACAAGCGACCCAACCCGCCUUCGAUAAACAUUUCCUCGAACUGAUGUCGCAUUACCAUUCUAUUCACGCUAUCAACCUCCUAGGUCAGAAAGAUGCCGAAUCAAUGUUAUCUUCCGCCUAUUCCCAUCAUCUCGAGUCACUCAAGCAUACCCUCGCUGCCAAUCCAGAGAAAGAUGAGACCCUAGAUGGCCAGACUAGAGGAACGAUUGACCUCACACCGUAUGAUUUCCAUUAUGCCGUCAAAGUGGGCGGACACGAGAUGGUAAAAUAUGAUUUUUCGAUGAGGUUGGACGAAGUGGUAGAUUCUAUGGAAAAGUUCGGAUGGACUGCGAUUGAUAAUACUGAUGGACAGGUGAUUGAGAAGCAGGAUGGGGUAUUUAGGGUGAACUGUCUGGACUGUCUGGAUAGAACCAACUAUGUCCAAGAUGUUAUAUCCUCCUUGACCCUCUCCCGAUUCCUUGAUUCUAUCGGAUCACCCCUACAAUCCUCUCAAACCCUUUGGUCAGCACACAGAGAACUAUGGGCAGAUAACGGUGAUAGAUUGAGUAAGAUAUAUGCUGGUACAGGUGCACUUAACACAUCUGCAACGAGAAGUGGGAAGAAGACUUUUGCAGGACUGUUGAGCGAUGCUACGAAAUCUGUUGGAAGAGCAUAUAUCAACAAUUUCCAGGAUAAAGGUAAACAGAAUGCUAUCGAUAUGCUAUUGGGGAUGAUGUCUGGGCAAAGACCUGUCAUAUUGUUUGAUCCGAUAAGUGACUCGGUACAAGCAGCUUUGACAGCCAGAUUAAACGAAUACUCUCACACUAAAGUUUUGUCGAUCUUUUCGGGAACUUGGAAUCUGAAUGGAAAAGCUCCGGAUGAGGCUUUGGAUUCUUGGUUGUUCCCUCCAAAUACAGCUGAACCGGACAUCUACAUGAUUGCUUUUCAAGAGAUCGUUGAACUUACCGCAACUCAAAUACUGCAGACUGAUCCGGCGAAGAAACGGGUAUGGGAAAAAUUCAUCAUGGACACAUUCGCUAUGCGCAAAGGCCAAAAAUCAGACUAUCUUCUAUACAGAAGUGAACAACUUGUCGGAUCAGCAUUGAUCAUAAUCGUGAAAUCAAGUCUAGCACCAUACAUGAGGAACGUUGAAACUUACAAGAUAUUUCAACAGACUGGUUUAUCUGGAUUAUCGGGAAACAAAGGUGGGGUGGCGAUAAGAUUCCAACUUUACGAUUCGGAUAUAUGUUUCGUCACUUCCCAUCUUACUGCUGGACAAUCCAAUGUCACUGAGAGGAAUUCCGAUUGGAAGACAUUAACUGCGGGGAUGAAGUUCUCGAGAGGGAGGAUGGUCGAAGAUCAUGAGAUUAUCAUCUGGUCGGCGGAUUUGAAUUACCGGAUUGCUCUACCCAAUGCGGAUGUAAGACAAGCCAUCGAAGAAGGCAAUUUAGAUGCAUUGCUGGAAUCUGAUCAGCUACAUAACGCUAUGGAUGCUGGAGAAACCUUCAUAGGGUAUGAAGAAGGGCCUGUAUCGUUCUUUGAUAACGGUACUGAGGACUAUGAUACCAGUGAGAAGCAGAGGGUACCAGCAUGGACAGAUCGUGUUCUGUUCAAAGGAUCAGCACUCCGGUUGAAGGAGUACAAUCGGGCGGAAUUGAUGACAUCGGACCAUCGGCCUGUUUAUGCUGUUUUCGACGCGACCAUCCGCGAAGUCGAUCAUGCUCGCAAAGAUGCGAUCUCGAAGGAGAUCGUACAUUCUAUCUUGACCAGUGGAGGUGAGAAGAAGAUGGACGAGAAGGUGGAAGCUGUCGUUAGAGGUCAUGGUGGACCAAGAGAUUUGGUCAAGGAUUUGGCGAGAGUCUCGGUAACUCCUUCUCUACGUACGCCUAGUCCAAGACUGCCACCCAGACCUACAUCUGCAGCAUCGAUGAAAGAGACCCAUUCCCCAGUUACGGCAACAGCAAGACUGCAUUCGCAAUCCCUCUCCACUCCACAACAGACAGCAUCCUCUUCCCUUCGAGCUUUAUCAUCCAGCACCUCGUCGUCGUCUCUCAAGCAGAAUGCAAGAAGACCUCCUCCAGCUAUACCUACCAGGUCAGCUAUCUCACCAGAUAUACAAGCACAUUCCAUCGUCCCACUGAACCCAGAUAGGAGAUCACCUAUACCUAGAUCUUCUUCGCGAGGUUUGUUAGCCAAUGGAACUGGAUCGACCCACUUAAGCAAUUCAACGCCCACCCCGUCAAUUACACCUUCUUCGACGGGUGAUUUCGUGAUUGUACCCAAUACCAACACCAACGCAAAAUCGUAUCCACCACCGUUACCGCCCCGAGCCGUUCCCACACCUAAAUCAAGUUUAGAUGUGAAACCCUCAGAACAAGGCAAAGUUCCGGUCAUACCUAGAUCAUCAUCUGGUUCGGUUGUAAACAGGACAAACGGAGAAGAGAAAGAAAUCCAAGAGGGAUUAUCCUUAACUCAACUUCGAGCUAAAUUUGAGAACCCGAAUAAGGAUAAUUCUUCGACAAAUCCUAUAAAGCCUAAACCUAUUCCUGUCGUUGCGAAAUUGCCUAGAAAAUCACUGGACAUCAAUGGAUCGCCUCAAGAAGGGUUGAUGUCGCCCGUCAAACCUGAUAAACCCCAUGGACAAACACCAGUGAUUCCGACUAAACCUAGACGAUUAAGCUCAGGUAUCGCCAAAUCCCCCGAAAAGUACAAGGGCGCAGGGAAUGGGAGGGGGGAUGGGGAUGGAUCACCGGAGAAGGACAAGAAGAAACCGGAGGUGCCUAAGAAACCUAUUGGGCUGGGAGUGAAGAAGGAAGGGAUAUAG